ACUUCCAAAUUUUUUGCUCAAAGUGUUUUGUUGGCAAGCUGUCAAACCAUACAGGGGCCGGAGAUACGAAGGGUGGUGGGGUGGCGCCGGUAGGGUUGAUUAUCAAACAACAACAUUGCUCCGAAUUUGGGAAAGAUUGCUCGUGAUUUACUCAAUGAAAGUAGAGCCAAAAUGUUAAAAUGGUUGCAAAUAGUGCCUAGAACGUGUAGUACCGCACCAUCGCGUACGCUCUUUGGUGACAGACGAGUGCAGCGGGCAUUUCGCGUCCAGGAUCAAGAACCACCCAACAACGUGACGAACAAGGAUGAUCUUUCGCUCCCCCUGGAACCCCUGGAUGAUUCCAUAUCGGCAGCCACGGCGUUGUGGCGUAAGCAGGAGCUACUGGCACGGCUGAAGAGCCUCCUGAACUGCAGUCGCGAGCAGACCGAACUGCUGUACAAGGCCAACCGGAAGGCGUUGCGCGUGUUUGCGCCAAAAAUGCUCACCGAUAACAUCGAGGUGCUGCGUGCGAACGGAGCGGAAGAUAGAUACAUAUUUGAAGAUCCGUCUGUCCUCUCGAUACCUACAGCGGAAUUGUUAGCGAAGAUUGGAGUGUUGAAGGAAAUGCCCGGCCUGCGCCUGCUGUCGGAUCUGGGUCCGUUUUUGAAGCUGCCGAUGAAAUCACUCGAAUGGAUCGUAGACCACGCACGAGCUGAAACGAUCGAAGGAGGCAAUCGGGUUUACUACGUUAGCGAGCGCACCAACACGGACAUCAUUACGGUGGCCAGGUUCUUCGCCUCGAAUUUUCGCGUGUACCGAAUCGGGACGGAAAAGUUUGUGACCAAUUUGAACAUCUGCCUCGAGCACCUGGAGCCCGCUGAUGUGGUACGGCACCUGUCGGUGCUGGGGUACGCCUCUACCUCGAUACGAGAGCGCCUGAAGGCGCUGAAGAACUCUCCCCUGGAAAAGGUGAAACCAUGGAUGGUACGGGUGCCGGACAUCGCUCUUGGCAAAUCUUUUGAAGCCGUGCUGGAGAAGGGCAGGCAACCGGUGUUCAAGGAUGCGGUCACGGGCGUUUGGUUUGAAACGUUCGUGCACAAACGGACGGAAGCGCUGUUGGGCUGCUCCGAAGCGACGGCACGUGAGAUCCACGAGCGAUGCAAGGGAUCGGUUGCGCAGGUCGAUAAUAUCGAGUAUCUGCUGGAGAAGGGAGUGUCGGCAUCGGUAAUCCACAAGCAUGCGUCCGUGUUGAAUGCCAAACGUGAAGAUCUACAGCAGAAGGUGGAGGCCCUGGAGGGAUUAAAGUGUCUGCGAGACAUCAACGAUGUGAUACCGCUGUGCGCGAUCAAACCGUUCCAGGUGAAAAAGAUCGUGGCCAGCCUGAACGAUGAAGUGCUCGAUGAGGCAGCGAGCACGAACCGGAUUUACUUUUUCGCCGACAGCACGGGCUUAGCGCCGGGCGAUGUGGCCGCCCAGUUUGCCCGCCGUACCUUCAUGUUUCGCGUGCCCAAGGAAAAUUUUCUCGAGAACUUGAAGCUCUUUCUGCAGUACAUGAACCGAGAGGACAUACUGGCCGAUCUGUGGGCGUUCAAGUACUCGCCGGCUAUCGUGGCGGAACGGAUUGAGCGUGCGAGGCAGGUGCGGGGCAAGAAGCUGAUGCCCUGGAUGGUGCGCUGUCCGGAUGUGGUGCUGGAGAAAUCACUGCAGCUCACGAAGGAAAGCGGUGCCCUGCUGGGCGAGAACGAGACGAUCGUCGAGUAUUUCUGCAAGCGGUUGGGCUUUAGCCCGGAGGUGGCGAAUGCGAUCAUCAUCAAGACACCGGCGGUGCGUAACGUCCGGAUCAUGAAGGUGAAGAAGGUGAUAGAUUACUUGCUGGACGAGCUGGACUACACGCCGCACGACAUUGCCCUGAAUCCGCGCAUCCUGAUGCACAGUUUGCAGACGACGAAGAAGCGGAUGGAGCAGCUGAAGGCGAUCGGUUGUCGACCGAAAUCGUUGAUCAUCGUGUGCAAGAGCGAACGGCAGUACGACAUGUUCGUGAAGGAAUGGGAAGCGGCCAAAGAUCGGUUGCAACAGUACGGCUAAUCUGUAGGCAACUUGAUACUUAGCAGUUUAAUAAUGUGUUGUACAAAAGCAAGUAAAGAAUGUAGUUGAACUGAAGUACUGAGUCGUAUAAGGAGGACAUUCAGUCCCGCAAUAAUCGUCCACCUUUUAAAAUCACC
Messenger RNA from Anopheles aquasalis, 2201 nucleotides. It is a transcript of the gene mTTF, whose product is annotated as mitochondrial transcription termination factor. Gene Ontology annotation, molecular function: double-stranded DNA binding. Gene Ontology annotation, biological process: regulation of DNA-templated transcription; termination of mitochondrial transcription. NCBI's taxonomy places the organism in Eukaryota, Metazoa, Arthropoda, Insecta, Diptera, Culicidae. Gene Ontology annotation, cellular component: mitochondrial matrix. The record is from RefSeq and is a predicted model, not a curated record.